Molecule: messenger RNA, 1207 nt
Organism: Phaedon cochleariae (mustard beetle)
Lineage: Eukaryota; Metazoa; Arthropoda; Insecta; Coleoptera; Chrysomelidae
Source: the annotation of a GenBank genome assembly
CGUGAAUGAAGUGAACAUGCCAUUAAUAUCGAUCAGUUUUUUCAUUUGUGUAUCACUGAGCUUCAGUGGAGCAACUACAGGAUUGACUUUCAAUAACAUCAAAGUUAUUGUUUCCAAUGGACAGUUGGAAGUGGCCAGUAAAAGAAUUUCAUGCAAUAAUCUGUUGGAGGGCUUACAAAUUUCGGAAACAGAUUACGACUCCAUACAAAUUGGUGAAUAUAUAGGUACCAAGCAAACGGAUUUAGACAAGAUCAAUGGAAAUUCAGGAACCUUAUCAGUAUUACACAAGCAAUCUUUGACUGGUUUGAAUCUUUCUUCUUUGAGAAUAUCGUACACAGAUUUGGAACAGAUUGAGCCGGAAGCAAUCAAAGAUGUGAUCAAGUUAAAGAAACUUGCUAUCGAGCAGAACUUGUUGAAGGAAGUUAAGAAAGGUGUCUUCAAUGGCUUACCGAUUCUGACACUAUUGCUAAGCUCCAACGAAAUUCAGGUUGUUGAGCCUGGGUCCUUCGAAGGAAUGUCUGAAUUGAUUAUAAUCAGAUUAGCUUAUAAUAAACUGACCGAACUUACCAAGAAUUUUUUGAGCAACCUCCCGAAAUUGCAGUUGGUAGAUUUAUCAUGGAAUAAUAUAGACAAAAUCGAGAACGGUGCUUUCGAAAAUCUGCCAGAUCUGAAAGUUUUAUUUCUGGAAAGGAACUGGAUAAAAGAAGUUGGUGAUCGAUUCCUGGGUCAUCUUCCAAAUUUGAGAGAACUGAGUUUGAGCUUCAACAAGAUGCAAGAAUUCCACUCUAAUUUUGUGACUGGUACCAAUAAUUUGAGGCAUCUCUAUAUUGAUAAUAAUGAAAUUACUGAGGUAUCUCCAGGUUUUCUGGGUAAUAAUCAUAAUUUGGAAUUUUUGGAUAUGUCAUUCAAUAAUAUCAAGGAAAUAAAUAAUGGAACAUUUUCAAACUUCAAUAUUAUCGAAUUGGAUUUGUCUCACAAUUUGAUACAGCAUAUUGAGAGAAGAGCAUUCACGAAUCUCCCCAAAUUGAAUAUGUUGAUCCUGUCUUACAACAAUGUAGAUAAAUUAGAUCCAGCUAUUCUGUCAGAAAUACCAGCUAAUGCAACUAUCAAUUUCAGAAAGAAUAUAGAUGUACUUGAUAGAUAAAUUAUGCAUGGAAACAUCGUAUAUAUGCCAAUGAAUAUUUUGUACCAUCUUCUUCUUUAUCAU